Linum tenue is the source of this 963-nucleotide messenger RNA. Lineage: Eukaryota; Viridiplantae; Streptophyta; Magnoliopsida; Malpighiales; Linaceae. The record is from the annotation of a GenBank genome assembly.
AUGCCCAAACCUCCCGCCGUUGACUUCGACGACUGCGUGGGACUCAUCAGAGUCUACAAAGACGGCUCCGUCUGGCGCGCCAAUCUAGACAACCUCCCGACCGCCACCGACGACGACGACGAAGACGGAUCCGUUCAGUGGAAAGAUUACGUUUUUAACCCUAAGAACAACCUCUCCCUCCGCCUCUACAAGCCCUCCGCCGCCGCCGCCGCUGCCGCCAAACUCCCCGUCGUCUACAACAUCCACGGCGGCGGCUUCUGCAUCGGCUCCAGGACCGAGCCGUACCACCACGGCUGCUGCCUCCGUCUCGCCGCCCAGCUCCGGGCGGUGGUGGUUUCGCCGGACUACCGCCUCGCGCCGGAGAGCCGGCUCCCCGCCGCGAUCGAGGACUGCCACUCGGCUCUGGAGUGGCUCCAGCAUCGAGCCGCGGCUGGGGACGACACGUGGCUGAGUGACGUGGCGGACUUCGGGAAGGUGUUUGUUUGCGGGGAAUCGGCGGGAGGCAACGUCGCUCAUAACUUGGCGGUGAGGGUCGGAUCCGGGUCGCCGGAGUUGGGUCCGGUUAAGAUUAGGGGAUACGUGGUGUUGUCGCCGUCUUUUGGAGGCACGUUCGCCUAUUCCUAUCCAAACCUGUCUAACCCAUCGAAGCCGCGCGAGUUUUGGAAAUACUCGAUCCCAGUUGGAGACACGUGCGAUCAUCCGUUGGCGAACCCAUUUGGAGCCGGGACCGAACUGGUUGAACCGAUGGAGCUAGACCCAAUCCUCGUGGUUUCGGGUGGAAGCGACAUUCUGGUCGAUCGCAUCAGAGACUACGCCGAGAAGCUGAAAGAGCUGGGAAAGAGAGUUGAGUAUGCAGAGUUUGAAGGAGAGGUGCAUGGAUUUUUCACCUACGAUCCAGAGUCGAAAGCGUCGAGGUCGGUGAUGGAUCUGAUUAGGAAAUUCGUCACCGAGAAUUCGGACUGA